This is a messenger RNA of Dipodomys ordii (Ord's kangaroo rat), 1878 nucleotides long. RefSeq names its product zinc finger protein 358 (gene Znf358). Lineage: Eukaryota; Metazoa; Chordata; Mammalia; Rodentia; Heteromyidae. Gene Ontology annotation, biological process: regulation of DNA-templated transcription. The coding region runs from base 57 to 1820 and encodes 587 amino acids. The record is from RefSeq and is a predicted model, not a curated record. Gene Ontology annotation, molecular function: RNA polymerase II cis-regulatory region sequence-specific DNA binding; DNA-binding transcription factor activity, RNA polymerase II-specific. The transcript is spliced from 3 exons.
CGCGGCGGGCCGGGCAGGGGCGAGGGGCGCCGGGUUUCCAACUAGAAGAACACAGGAUGGACAGAGGGGCUCAACCAUGGAAUUGGGCAUCAGAGACUUCUAAUUCCCAGGCCAGAGGCUUCUGUUCAGAUCCUGUCCCUGAAACAUCCAGCAGUUCCACCGGGGCCAUGAGACGUUCAGUCUUGGUCAGGAACCCUGGCCACAAGGGGCUGAACCCCAAACUUGAAGAUGUGGAUCGUAUUUCUGAAGCCCCAGAGCCGGAUCCUGAAGACCUAAAUACUGUCUCGGAAGACGUGGAUCCCAACUUUGAAGAUCGAGAGUCCAUCUCUGAGGAUCUAGAUGGGGAGGUGAAAGGUUCCGGCUGUGUCUUGGGGAACCAAGACUCAGGUCCUCAAGAUCUGGACCCCGCUUCUUUGAAUGAUGACCUGGAUCCAGACGUCAUUGGCCCUGUGCCUCUGGUUCUCAACCCCAACAGCGAGACCCUCAGCCCCGCCGUUCCAGACGUGAACCCCCUUUCUUCCGAUCUCCAUGCCACCCCGAAGGCCCUGCCCACUAGCCCCGCUGCCGCGCGCCCAGCCCCAGCCAGCCCACCCCGGCCCUUCUCCUGCCCGGAUUGCGGGCGAGCCUUCCGCCGCAGCUCCGGCCUCAGCCAGCACCGUCGCACCCACAGCGGUGAGAAGCCCUACCGAUGUCCCGAUUGUGGGAAAUCCUUCAGCCACGGCGCCACGCUGGCCCAGCACCGUGGCAUCCACACCGGGGCGCGGCCUUACCAGUGCGCGGCGUGUGGGAAAGCCUUCGGCUGGCGCUCCACGCUCCUGAAACACCGCAGCAGCCACAGCGGCGAGAAGCCACACCACUGCCCCGUGUGCGGCAAAGCUUUCGGCCAUGGAUCGCUGCUGGCCCAGCACCUGCGCACGCACGGGGGUCCACGGCCCCACAAGUGUCCGGUGUGUGCCAAGGGCUUCGGCCAGGGCUCGGCGCUGCUGAAGCAUCUGCGCACCCACACGGGCGAGCGGCCCUACCCGUGCCCGCAGUGUGGCAAGGCGUUCGGGCAGAGCUCGGCUUUGCUGCAGCACCAGCGCACCCACACGUCCGAGCGGCCCUACCGCUGCCCCCAUUGUGGCAAAGCCUUCGGCCAGAGCUCCAACCUCCAACACCACCUCCGGAUCCACACGGGCGAGCGGCCCUACGCCUGUCCCCACUGCUCCAAGGCCUUCGGGCAGAGCUCGGCACUGCUCCAACACCUGCACGUGCACUCCGGAGAGCGCCCCUACCGCUGUCAGCUUUGUGGCAAAGCGUUCGGCCAAGCCUCCAGCCUCACCAAGCACAAGCGGGUCCACGAAGGGGCGGCGGCUGCAGCUGCGGCGGCUGCCACUGCAGCCGGGCUAGGCCUGGGGCCUGGCUUGAGUCCUGCAUCCAUGAUGAGACCCGGACAGGUCUCCUUCCUAGGUCCUGAUGGUGUCUCAGUGCUCCACUCAGGCCUAGACCUCAGCUCUGGGUCUAGCUCCACUCACACCACCUCUGAUCCCGCCGCCGCGCUGGAUCCUUUCCCCAAGCCCAGCUCCCAAGUCCUCUCUGGCUCUCCAUCUACCCUCAGCCCAGAUCCUGCUGAGUCUUCUGACCCUAAGCUUGGUCACAAUGUUGAUCCCAAUGUUGUGCCCAGCCCUGAUCACCAGUCUGAUCCCAGACCUGAUUCUGAUCCUGAUCCCAACCUUGACCUCUGCUCUCCCACCCAUGACACUGCCAGCCCAGCCCUCCCUGCCAAUGAGGGCCCAGAGUGGGUAAAGGAGCAGGGGGCACUGCUGGCGCCCGAUGGUUGAAGGGGACGUGGCAUCAUGGUGUCCUGGGGAAGGUUGUCUGUCGUGCACUUAGUAAAAU